This is a messenger RNA of Rosa rugosa (rugosa rose), 4242 nucleotides long. RefSeq lists its product as uncharacterized. The record is from RefSeq and is a predicted model, not a curated record. Gene Ontology annotation, molecular function: nucleic acid binding. Gene Ontology annotation, biological process: DNA integration. NCBI's taxonomy places the organism in Eukaryota, Viridiplantae, Streptophyta, Magnoliopsida, Rosales, Rosaceae. The transcript has 6 exons. The annotation marks the transcript as partial.
AUGCCUUUGAACUCUAUUGUUGUUGUCGAAAUUUUUGAUAUAUGGGGUAUUGAUUUUAUGGGACCUUUUCCUUCAUCGAAUGGUUUUCUCUAUAUUCUUUUGGCUGUUGAUUAUGUUUCCAAGUGGGUGGAAGCGAAAGCCACCAGGAGUAAUGAUUUUAAAGUUGUUGCAGAGUUUAUAAGAUCUCACAUUUUUAGUAGGUUUGGAAUGCCAAGAACUAUCAUUAGUGAUGGAGGUUCUCACUUUUGCAACAAGACCAUUGAGGCUUUGCUUAGGAAGUACAACGUUACUCAUAAGGUUUCGACGCCUUAUCAUCCUCAAACGAGUGGACAAGCAGAAGUUUCAAAUAGGGAGAUCAAGAGGAUACUUGAGAAAACCGUGGGGCCUUCAAGGAAAGAUUGGAGUCAACGUUUAGAGGAUGCAUUAUGGGCAUAUAGGACGGCCUACAAGACACCAAUUGGGAUGUCACCAUUUCGUUUGGUGUAUGGAAAGCCGUGCCACUUGCCUGUGGAGUUGGAGCAUAAAGCUUGGUGGGCAGUUAAGACAUUUAACUUGGAUCUGGAUGAAGCUGGCCUACACAGAAAGUUGCAACUCAAUGAACUUGAGGAAAUUCGGAAUGAGGCCUAUGAUAGUGCACGGAUUUACAAGGAAAAGACAAAGGCUUUUCAUGAUAAGAUGAUUCGUGGAAAGACCUUUGUAGUUGGUCAAAAAGUUCUUUUAUUUCAUUCUAGAUUACGCCUUUUUCCUGGUAAGUUGCGUUCUAGAUGGAAGGAGGUUAUCAAACUCCUAGAUUGUGGGGUGAUCUACCCCAUUUCAGACUCCAAGUGGGUCUCUCCAGUUCAGGUUGUGCCCAAGAAAUCUGGGGUAACUGUGGUGAAGAAUGCUGAGAACGAACUGGUGCCCCAAAGGACAGUCACAGGUCACAGAGUGUGCAUUGAUUACAGGAAGCUCAACGCAACAACAAGGAAAGAUCACUUUCCUCUUCCAUUCACAGAUCAGAUGCUUGAGCGCCUAGCUGGACAUGACUACUACUGCUUCUUGGAUGGCUACUCAGGCUACAAUCAGAUUGCCAUAGCCAAUGAAGAUCAAGAGAAGACUACCUUCACUUGCCCCUUUGGGACGUUUGCCUAUAGACGUAUGCCCUUUGGCCUUUGCAACGCUCCCGGUACCUUUCAGAGGUGUAUGGUAAGUAUCUUUUCAGAUUAUAUUGAGAAAAUCAUAGAGGUAUUUAUGGAUGACUUUUCAGUCUUUGGAAAGAAUUUCGAUGAUUGUCUUAAUAAUCUGGAAAUAAUUCUCAAACGUUGCAUGGAAACUAACCUUGUACUUAAUUGGGAGAAAUGCCAUUUUAUGGUUAAACAAGGAAUAGUUUUAGGACAUAUUGUCUCUGCUAGGGGAAUAGAGGUCGAUAAGGCCAAGGUUGAUAUUGUGCGUUACUUACCCUCUCCCACUUCUGUGAGAGAGAUUCGUUCUUUUCUUGGCCAUGCAGGUUUUUAUAGGAGGUUUAUCAAGGACUUCUCCGAGGCGAAACCUAGGCUUAUCAGAUGGGUCCUACUCUUACAAGAGUUUGACGUUGAAAUCAAGGACAAGAAGGGUAGUGAAAACGUGGUAGCUGACCACUUGAGUCGUUUGGUGCAUGCAGAAGACCCCCUCCCUCUGGUGGAGACGUUUCCAGAUGAGCAGCUCUUUGGACUUCAGGUAAGUGAACCAUGGUAUGCUGAUAUUGUGAACUAUAUUGUUUCUAGGAAGAUUCCUGAUACCAUGUCACGUGCUCAUAGAGAUAGGCUUAAGAAAACUGUUAAGCAAUAUGUUUGGGAUGAACCUUAUUUGUGGAAAUAUUGCUCUGAUCAACUUAUUAGGAGAUGUGUGCCUGACCAUGAAACUUGUGAUAGAUGCCAACGAACCGGAAAUCUAAGUUCUAGAGAUCAAAUGCCAUUGUCUAAUAUUAUAACUGUUGAAAUAUUUGAUGUCUGGGGCAUAGAUUUCAUGGGACCUUUCCCUUCAUCUUUUGGGUUUCUAUAUAUCUUACUUGCAGUGGAUUAUGUUUCCAAAUGGGUGGAAGCAAAGGCCACUCGAACUAAUGACUCUAAGGUUGUUGCAGAUUUUAUCAAGUCUAACAUCUUUAGCAGGUUUGGAAUGCCUAGAGUUCUCAUUAGUGAUGGUGGAUCCCACUUUUGCAAUCGGACGAUUGAGGCCUUGUUGAAGAAAUAUGAUGUUACCCAUAAGGUUUCUACACCUUAUCACCCCCAAACUAGUGGGCAGGCUGAGGUCUCAAAUCGUCAGAUCAAGGGGAUAUUGGAAAAGACUGUGAACCCCAACAGGAAGGAUUGGUCCCUACGCUUGGAGGAUGCUUUGUGGGCCUACAGAACUGCAUACAAGACUCCCAUAGGUAUGUCCCCAUAUCGAAUUGUUUAUGGCAAACCUUGCCAUUUACCUGUGGAGUUAGAGCACAAAGCUUGGUGGGCUGUGAAGCAGUUCAACAAGGAUAUUGAUGAAGCUGGGCUUCAUAGGAAGCUGCAGUUGCAAGAGUUAGAGGAGAUUAGGAAUGAUGCUUUCGAAAGUGCAAACAUCUAUAAAGAAAAGACUAAGGCAUUCCAUGAUAAAAUGAUUCGAAGGAAGACUUUUCGUUUGGCUGGCCAUGACUACUACUGCUUCCUGGAUGGCUACUCAGGAUACAAUCAGAUUGCCAUAGCCAAUGAAGACCAAGAGAAGACAACCUUCACUUGCCCCUUUGGGAUAUUUGCCUAUCGACGUAUGCCCUUUGGACUUUGCAACGCCCCAGGUACCUUUCAGAGGUGUAUGGUAAGUAUUUUUUCAGAUUAUAUUGAGAAAAUCAUAGAGGUAUUCAUGGAUGACUUUUCAGUUUUUGGAAAGAAUUUUGAUGAUUGUCUUAAUAAUCUGGAAAUAAUUCUAAAACGUUGCAUGGAAACUAACCUUGUACUUAAUUGGGAGAAAUGCCAUUUUAUGGUUAAACAAGGAAUAGUUCUAGGACAUAUUGUUUCUGCUAGGGGAAUAGAGGUUGAUAAGGCCAAGGUGGAUAUUGUGCGUUACUUACCCUCUCCCACUUCUGUGAGAGAGAUUCGUUCUUUCCUUGGCCAUGCAGGUUUUUAUAGGAGGUUUAUCAAGGACUUCUCCAAGAUUUCGAGACCUCUAUGCCAACUACUCCAGAAGGAUGUACCGUUUCACUUUGACAAGGAAUGUCAAGAUGCUUUUGACAAGCUUAAGGAGUUGUUGACGUCAGCCCCCAUCAUGCUACCUCCAGAUUGGUCCUUGCCCUUUGAGUUGAUGUGUGAUGCCUCUGACUAUGCAGUUGGAGCUGUUUUGGGGCAAAGGAAGGACAAACGACCCUAUGCCAUCUACUACGCGGAUGGCUACUCAGGAUACAAUCAGAUUGCCAUAGCCAAUGAAGACCAAGAGAAGACAACCUUCACUUGCCCCUUUGGGAUAUUUGCCUAUCGACGUAUGCCCUUUGGACUUUGCAACGCCCCAGGUACCUUUCAGAGGUGUAUGGUAAGUAUUUUUUCAGAUUAUAUUGAGAAAAUCAUAGAGGUAUUCAUGGAUGACUUUUCAGUUUUUGGAAAGAAUUUUGAUGAUUGUCUUAAUAAUCUGGAAAUAAUUCUAAAACGUUGCAUGGAAACUAACCUUGUACUUAAUUGGGAGAAAUGCCAUUUUAUGGUUAAACAAGGAAUAGUUCUAGGACAUAUUGUUUCUGCUAGGGGAAUAGAGGUUGAUAAGGCCAAGGUGGAUAUUGUGCGUUACUUACCCUCUCCCACUUCUGUGAGAGAGAUUCGUUCUUUCCUUGGCCAUGCAGGUUUUUAUAGGAGGUUUAUCAAGGACUUCUCCAAGAUUUCGAGACCUCUAUGCCAACUACUCCAGAAGGAUGUACCGUUUCACUUUGACAAGGAAUGUCAAGAUGCUUUUGACAAGCUUAAGGAGUUGUUGACGUCAGCCCCCAUCAUGCUACCUCCAGAUUGGUCCUUGCCCUUUGAGUUGAUGUGUGAUGCCUCUGACUAUGCAGUUGGAGCUGUUUUGGGGCAAAGGAAGGACAAACGACCCUAUGCCAUCUACUACGCCUCAAGGACUCUGAAUGAUGCACAAAUGAAUUACUCUACCACAGAGAAAGAGCUCCUUGCAGUUGUCUUUGCCCUUGAAAAGUUUCGUUCCUACUUACUUGGUACCAAGGUGAUUAUUUAUACUGACCAUGCAGCUUUGAAGUACUUGAUGACCAAGAAGGAGGCGAAACCA